AUGGUGCUGGUGAAGAAGGACGUGCUCAGCUUGGGCCACUUCCAGGCGUCGCUCCUCGACAGCAUCCACCAUAUCCUCGGCCAGGACACCGGGCUCGCCUUCCAGCUCGUUAGUGCCACCAAAGCCGACCACCAUGAGGUGGCACGGCGUCUCGGUGCUGGAGGCGGCGCACACGUCCGUGCGCGGCAUCCCGGUGGCGCAGGUGGAACAACUGAAGGAAUGACACAAGAUGCUGAUGGGAUUCCGGAUGCAGUUCAAUAA
Miscanthus lutarioriparius is the source of this 261-nucleotide messenger RNA. NCBI's taxonomy places the organism in Eukaryota, Viridiplantae, Streptophyta, Magnoliopsida, Poales, Poaceae. The record is from the annotation of a GenBank genome assembly.